Messenger RNA from Fulmarus glacialis (Northern fulmar), 635 nucleotides. Its product is annotated as MAP kinase-activated protein kinase 2. Gene Ontology annotation, biological process: cellular response to vascular endothelial growth factor stimulus; intracellular signal transduction; vascular endothelial growth factor receptor signaling pathway. Gene Ontology annotation, molecular function: calcium-dependent protein serine/threonine kinase activity; calcium/calmodulin-dependent protein kinase activity; mitogen-activated protein kinase binding. Lineage: Eukaryota; Metazoa; Chordata; Aves; Procellariiformes; Procellariidae. The transcript is spliced from 7 exons. The record is from RefSeq and is a predicted model, not a curated record. The annotation marks the transcript as partial. Gene Ontology annotation, cellular component: cytoplasm; nucleus.
ACGGCGGGGAGCUCUUCAGCCGAAUUCAAGACAGGGGAGACCAGGCCUUCACAGAACGGGAGGCUUCAGAGAUAAUGAAGAGCAUUGGGGAAGCCAUCCAGUACCUACACUCGAUCAACAUCGCGCACCGGGACGUGAAGCCGGAAAACCUCUUGUACACCUCCAAAAGGCCCAAUGCUGUGCUAAAACUCACAGACUUUGGCUUUGCUAAAGAAACCACCACGCACAACUCCUUGGCCACUCCGUGCUACACACCGUACUACGUGGCCCCGGAGGUGCUGGGCCCCGAGAAGUACGACAAGUCCUGCGACAUGUGGUCCCUCGGCGUCAUCAUGUACAUUCUGCUGUGCGGGUACCCCCCUUUCUACUCCAACCACGGCCUGGCCAUCUCGCCCGGCAUGAAGAAGCGAAUCCGAAUGGGCCAGUACGAGUUUCCCAACCCCGAAUGGUCCGAAGUGUCAGAGGAAGUUAAGCAGCUGAUCCGCAACCUGCUGAAGACGGAUCCAACCCAGCGCAUGACAAUAACGGAGUUCAUGAACCACCCCUGGAUCAUGCAAUCCAUGCAGGUGCCCCAGACCCCGCUGCACACCAGCCGCGUGCUGAAAGAGGAGAAGGAUCUGUGGGAGGACGUGAAG